This is a messenger RNA of Chara braunii, 11379 nucleotides long. The record is from the annotation of a GenBank genome assembly. NCBI's taxonomy places the organism in Eukaryota, Viridiplantae, Streptophyta, Charophyceae, Charales, Characeae.
GUCGAACCCUGGUGGCUCUGACCGCCUCCUGAAAGGGGGCUGCUAUAGCACGACAUAGUAAGUUAGUAACACUCUUUUUUUUUUUUUCCCCUGUGUCUGAACUUCCUCUGAAGGCCAUGAUGCAGCGACUGCAUUGGUGGAACCUGCACUUGCCGUGGAUGUCCAUGGUGCAAUUUUGCGUGCGAUGCUGCCAGAAGCACAGCUACAGAAAAGUCCAUGAUGCCAUCCUCCCUGCUGAAAGUGGAGAGAAUAAGCCCUUAAUGUCACAAAAAGAUGUACCGGCAACACUCGUCCAGGAAGAUCAAGAGGAGCAGCUUGGUGGUGCUCAGGAUGCUGCUACGGUAGAGAGGGAGAGAGAUCGUUGUGCCGGCCUUUUGGCCAUUGCAGUGUGUUGUGGAGGAAACAGCUUCAAGGAGGGAGAUACUGCCAUCAUGCCUGCACAGCCAACCCCCGUCCAUAAACAAGUAAGUGAAAUAGUUAAUGCCAGCGAGGAUGCCAAGUCCGCACUGCCACCAUUGAAUACAGAGAACCUUCCCCGGAAAUCGUUAGCAGGGUUACUAGCUCGCCAUGCAGAAGCCAGCCAGCGUGUUAUGCUCAUGAGGAAGGAAGAGGAAAAGCGGCAAAGAGCUGCAGAGCUCAGAGAUAUGGCUUAUCACUCAGAGUAUAUGCUGGCGCAUAAGGAAGAUGAGGCAUGUUUCAGGAAAAUUGAUGAAUGGAGGGAAAACUUGGAAAAAAAGUCUGCUGAGGAAAAUGAGAGGGAGAAGGCACUUAAAGAGAAAGAGCUUGAGGAGGAGGCACACAGCUUGUCGGCACUGCAUUCUGAGUACAUGCAAGCUUGUCGGGAGGAUAAGUCUUGCAUCCGGGACAUUGCUCGAUGGCUGAAGCUCAGGGAAGAGGCUUCUGCUGAGGACGAGGCAAGCAUGAGGGAAGCAGUGGCAAUUAAACUGGCCGAAGAGGCCAACAACCUGAGAGUCGCGCGUGAGGAAUUGGAGUCACAGUGGAGCGCAGAAGCUCUCCAGCUCACUACAUCACAUGCAGCAUACAUGCAAGCGCAUGCCAGUGAUAUCUUAUCCUUGGACGAAGUAGAGGUGUGGACGACAAGAAUGUUUGCACCAGAGGUGACAGCAGUCGUUAUCCCUCCUGUCAUUGUCCCUGACUUUCUUCCCGAACCGGCAGAGAUCGUACCAAAUGACAAGCUUCAGGCUGCUGCUCUUGACCAAGUGGGAGAGAAGCUCAUGCCAGCGGACAAUAUUCGCGAAGAUAUGGUGACAUUGGUUGACAAGGAAGUAGAUCUUGAGGAGGAAGCAGGCAGCUUAUCAGCGUUGCAUUUGGAGUACAUGCAAGCUCUUGGAGAGGAUGAGGCUUGCGUCGAGGAGAUUGAUCGAUGGAAGCUAUUUGGGGAAGACACUUCUGCUAAGCCCGAGGAGGAGAGGAAGAAGGAAGUAACAGAAAUCAUAGUUGAGGAACGGCCUAGCAAGCUGAGAGCAGCUCGUGAGGAGUUAGAAUUACAGUGGAGUGCAGAAGCUCUGAAGCUAACAACAUCACAUACGGAGUACAUGCAAGCUCAUGUGGAAGAACUCCUCGAGCAGACCUCCCUGCUUUAUGAUGUGCCUGUGGAAAUAGGCACCAACCCGUCAACAGGGCUGGGUGAGGUUAUGGCAGAGGUGGAGCACCCUUACAAAGCUGUGAAGUGGUUCAACGGAGAUGGUUCUGCCGACGACGAGGAGGAGAGGGAGGGGAGGGAGGAGAAGGCACCCACAGAAACCAGACUUGAUGGAAAGGGCUAUAACCUGAGGAAAACUCAGAAUGAAUUAGAAUCACAGUGGAGUGCAGAAGCUCUGAGUUUAUCAGCAUCACAAAGGGAGUACAUGCAAGCACAUGUGGAAGAGGCUGUUCUACCCGUAGCAGAUGUCAUGCUGCCCUGCGAGAUUGUCACUGUGGAAGAAAGCCCCAUUCAGUUACAGGUAGGGGAUCCGUGCGGUGAAAUCUUACCUGUGGCAAUUUCUCACCAUGAUGAGCUGCCAGCCCCAUCGUUAUCCGUAGGGUGUUCGCGGUGGCUAGCAACCGUUGUAACAUGCUGUCAGAAGUCAGAUUCAAGUACAGAUGAUGGUGACCGUGAUCUGAACCCGAGCGCAGAAAUCGACAAAGAGUCGGGAACACUUGAGAAAGUGCAAGAGGAAUGUACGACUGCUUUCACCAAGGAUAUGACAAACGCGAUAGGAACCAACAAACCUGCUGAUGAUGCAAAGAGCGAUCGGAGAGCCAUGGGGGAACCAAGUGAUCCAUAUGGCUGUUUGAAAGGGGAUUCAGAGGGGCGUGACAAGCUUCCUGACCUUGCAGAGAGUAAUAUACUAGUCAACAUAGAAGCAACCGAUCCAUAUAGUGCCUUGGAACAAGAUUGGGAACAAGGGAGAUCUGCCGAAACACCAACAACCAGCCAUCCAGGACUCAACUUGAGCGUGGAGGAACACCAGCACAAGUGUGUCAUCUUCCAGAAAGACCAGUCCCAGGAGGCAGCUGCGGGGAGGGGAGGAGGAGGAGACAAUCUACAAGGUGAAGACUCAAAGGCCGUUCCAGUGUUUGAUAUCGUCACAGACUCCAGUCUUCCCCCGGUGGCUGAACGUGCACCGUCGACAAGGUCACAAGUGAAUGACGAUGCCAAUACGACGGCAGAAAGGAAGACAGGCAUCCACUGUCCUAGCGUCUUUGGAGCUGUGGUCACUUGCUGCAAGGGGCAUGAUGAGGACACUGCGACUCCCAAAGAGAAGCAGCCCAUGCAUCAGCAUGAAAACGAGUCCCUCAGUGUUUGGCACCACUUCAUGGCCAAACCUGAUGAAAUGGAUGAAGAACAAUGGGUCAUAGAGGCAAGACUUCACGAAGAAUUUGUGAGGCAAAGGACCAUGCACGAGCAGUACAUGACUGCUCAUCAUGAAGACUUGGCUUGUCGGGAAGAGAUCGAGAGCUGGAACAUGGUUCAUGUUGAGGAGAUCCCUGCUGCAUUAGUCCCCUCAGACCCAAGUGUUUUGAAGGAUUGUUCUGGGCCCAACGUUUCGGAAGCAGGUCCCCUUGACCCAGCAACAGAGACAGAGAACCACAAUCUUGACCCUGAGAUGACUAGCAAGGAGUAUAUGGAUGCUUAUGAUGAGGAGCUUGCCCUCAUGAUGCAAACAAUGGCUUGCCAACUGAUACACAACGCGGAGGAGGAGACGGUUACUUCUGCAAGUGUGUCACAAGCUGCUCUCGACUGGGAGAUCACUUUGGCACCAAGUUCAAGUUUACUCCCCGUGUCUGAGAAUCCUCAACACUUAGAACAGGAUGCAGAGAAAUCAGCAGGCAAUGUCCUGCAGCGGCCGUUUAUGCAACUCACUGAAGAUCCAGAUAGAAAGAAUACGGAGGACCUGGCGAAUGAAAGGCCAAUAUCGACGUGUCUUCCGGACUUCCUGGUGGCUAUGGUGAUGGGUUGUGAGAAUAAGCACUUGGCUCUGGCAAACUGUUGCACACGAGACGAAACACGCCUAGACAACAACGAUGAGGACGAUGAAUACCAAUCUAUUAUCCACUUCCUUCAGGAAGAGGAAGAACAGCAGGCGAUCGAUGCCGAACUUGAGCAAGCAGGGUUCCGAAAGCUCGGGGCAGAUCAUCAGGAGUACAUGGCAGCUUACGAUGAAGAAGAAACCGCCAAUGCGGCAGACAUACAGCUCUGGAUCGACAGGAUUCCGGCUAUGGAAAGUGCUGAGGAGUACAUGGCAGCUUACGACAAAGAAGAAACCACUAAUGCGACAUUUCCGGUUAUGGAAUGCACUCCUUCUGUAGUCGCGGCAGAACCGAGUGUUACUGGUGGACAUGUCACCGGAAUAGGGUUGCCUGACAAUCAGCCUGAGGAAAAAGCACGAGAAGUGGGCAAACAAGGUGAACUUGAACAAACAGGAGAUUAUGAAGAGCUGAACUCGACUCUAGCAAAUAACGAAUACAUGAAUGCGUAUUAUGACGAUGCUUUUGCUCUCCCGCAGGAGGAAACGGCUCAUCAUGAAUUUGCGGAAAUGGAUGCACCUGCGCGCCCCUUACACGGCCUAGAUCUGGGUCACAUGCACAUGAUCAGCUGCCCAGGCUUGUUUGAGCGUAUGGUGACGUGUUGUGAGAGACGGGGUCAGGAUGCAGAACAGCCUGCACGUUCGGCUGAUGGCAGCCACAGCGCUGAUGACUUGCAGUCUGUCCUUCCCAUUCCUCCGAAGGAAACCGUAGAGAGGUGCCAGGCUCUGGACGCGGACCUUCAGGAGCUCAGCAGGCAUGGAACAGCCCACCAGCAGUACAUGGAAGCUCACGAUGAAGAUGUACUUUGCUGGGAAGAGAUCCAGAGGUGGAAUGACUUGAAUACUCUGGAGCUUCAGCAUACAAAUGCAGCCGCCAUCUUACAGUUCAUCCCAGACUCAGUCGAGCUUGGAAGGUCGUCUGCUGCUGAAUCUCCGGUAGAAGCAGGGAGACAGAGUGAAACUGUGUUAGCCGAGCAGCAGAAUCCAUUGUUUACGGAGGAUGUGAAGUCGGAUCAAGAUAACAAUGAAGAGUUCGAGCUGAAGUUGAUUCAUGAUGAGUACAUGAAUGCUUAUCAGGAUGAGUUAGCUCUCUUGCAGAACGAGAGGAUCCGGCUGCCCAAUGAUUCAGAAGAACAUCGGUGGCCUGGGCCUUACAGUGAAUCGAGCGCUCUCUGGAUGUCAGAGAUCGCAGCUGUCGAACCAUCCAUUGGCUUCGAAUCUGAGAGCCCCCCUUAUGUCUUGGAUGUGGAAGCACAGACACAAAAGGAAGAGGAAGAAGACAAGGCGAGCAACGUCAUUGACAAGCUGCCACCGGAGUCGCAGCCACUUGCAACAGGAGUAGAGGACAGGGAAGGUAGGAGAGAAUCACUGAGUUGCACAGAACUGCUGACAGCAAUGGUGACCUGCUGUGAGGUAGCCAAUGACAACGAAGAUGAUUCGCAAUCUUUCAUUCACAAGGUAUAUGAAGAGAGAGAGAAGCAAGUGACGGAGAAACAAAUUAAGACAGAGGUGGAACGACUGAGGGAAGCGCAUAAAGAGUACUUGUCGGGACACGACGAAGAUGUGGUCUGUGCGCCACAUGUGCUGACCUGGACUAAUAUGACCGUUGCAAUAAAGGAGAAGACAGCUACUGAGUGCAGCGAGAAAGAGGUCGCCAAACUGUCGUCAGAAGCAUGGAGGCCAAGGGAGCCCAAGCCAGUGGCAACAAGAGGAUUUUCAGAGAAAGAGAAGCAGGUGGUGAAGGAAGAUCUUGAGGUGGAGUUGAGAAAACUGAAGGAAUUGCAUGAGGCGUACAUGUCAGGCUAUGGCGAUGAUGUGGCCUGCGCAGUACCUGUCCUGGCCUGGACUAGUAUGCUGAUUCCAGCAGAGGAGGCUACUAUUGAGAAUACCGAGGACAUGAGUACUGCAGGGUUAGCAAGUCGGUCAGAGGAGCAUGCAAUUAAUACGGUAGACUCCGUAGAGUCAGAAGUAAAGAGCUCCAUGCAGCAAGAAACAAGGGCAGCCAGAGGAGAUCUUGACAAUAGAAAACAGGAGAUGGAGGAACAACUGGAGGUGGAGAUGAGAAGGCUGGAGGCAGCGCAUAGGGAGUACAUGUCGGGGUACGAGGAAGAUGCAGCGUGCGCACCAAAUAUCCUUACCUGGACUAGCAUGAUCAUUGCGCUGGAGUUGGCCGCUGCUGAGCAUGUUGAGGAAGAGAGAACUACAGGUGGUGUACCUACCACAUCAGACGAGGACGCAAUCACCAAGCUGCAGUCUGAAGCAGGGAGGCUUAAGGAACCAGAACAAGAGGCAGCCAGAGGAGAGAAGCAGGAAAUCGAGGAGCAGGUCGCUGUGGAAAUUAGCAAGCUAAAGGAAGCCCAUAAGGAGUACAUGGCAGGAUAUGAUGAUGAUGUGGCCUGUGCAGAUGAUGUCCUGGCCUGGGUGAACAUGGCUAUUGCAGCAAAGGAGGCUGCUGAAGAGCACACUGAGGAAGAGAAUCCUGCAGCAGGGGCACCUACCAUCUCAGGUGAGCAUGCGCUCGCCACUGGAGAUUCAGAGAAAGAGAAGUGGGAAAUGGAGGAACAGCUUGCUCUCGAAACGAGAGAGCGAAAGGCAGCACAUGAGGAGUACAUGUCAGGAUAUGGUGAUGAUGUGGCCUGUGCAGCAGAUGUCCUGCCUUGGGUGAAUUUGGUUACCAGCUUGGAGCUCUCUGAGGAGGCCACUGCUGAGCACUCUGGGGAAGAUAGUUAUGCAGGGGAACCUACCAGGUCAGAUGAGCAUGCUAUCACCAAAUUCUGGUCAGGAGCAGGGAGGCUAAGGGAUACAGAACCAGAGGCAAUCGCGGAAGAUUCAGAAAAGGAGAAGCAGGUGAAGGAGAGACAACUUGCGGCAGAGGUGAUAAAACUGAAGGCAGCUCAUGAGGAGUACAUGGCAGCGUACGAUGACGAUGUGGCCUGUGCAACAGAUGUCCUGGCUUGGACAAACGCGAUCACCAAACUAGAAGAGGCUGCUACUGACCAUGCAGAGGACGAGCUUACUCUGGGGGAAGAUCGAGAAAGAGAGAAGCAGAUGGAGGAGAAACAACUUGAGGCAGAGGUGAUAAAACUGAAGGCAGCUCAUGACAAGUACAUGGCAGCGUGCGAUGACAAUGUGGCCUGUGCAACAGAUUUCCUGGCUUGGACAAACGCGAUCACCAAACUAGACGAAGCCGCUACUGACCAUGCAGAGGAAGAGCAUACUCCGGGGGAAGAUCCAGAAAGAGAGAAGCAGGUGGAAGAGAAACAACUUGAGGCAGAUGUGAUAAAACUGAAGGCAGCUCAUGACAAGUACAUGGCAGCGUACGAUGACGAUGUGGCCUGCGCAACAGAUGUCCUGGCUUGGACGAACACGAUCAUCAAGGUAGAAGAGGCUGCUACUGAGCAUGCCGAGGAAGAGCAUACUCCAAGGGAACCUACUUGCUCAGAGGAGCAAGCAAUUGGGAAACCAUGGUCAGAAGGAGGAAGGCAAAGGGAGGCAACGCCAGAUGCAACCAGAGAAGACUCAGAAGUCAUUGACAAACCAUGGUCAGGAGGAGGGAGGCAAAUGGAGGCAACGCCAGAGGCAACCAGAAAAGAUGCAGAGAUCAGGCCAGACAAACUGGAAAGCCCCACAAGUGCCCUCCUGGAGAGGGCUCAUGAGGAAUAUAUGAAUUCAUAUAAAGACGAUCUCAUACUCUGGCAUUCAGCAUAUGGAAGCCAAGAAGACGGGAAUGAGAAGGACGACGAGGAGAAGGUGGAUGCCAAAGACUCAAAGAGGGAGGAAGGGGUUGUGAGGAUGAAGGAAGAGAUGGAGAACCGGGAAAAGGAGAGACUCGCUCUGGAAACUGCAGAGAUACAAACCCUCCAGAGAAUGCUAAAGAGGCUGGAGGAGCAGGUAGAUGAAGAGGAGAGAAAGCGGAAAGAUGCAGAAACAAGGGAGUCUGCACUGAAAUCCGAGGUCGAGGAGCGAAGCAAUAGGGUGAGGGAUUUGCUGGCAGAAGUCGAGAAUGUAAAGGAGAGAGGUCGUCAGGACAGAGAGGACUUUGAGAGACAACUUAGGCAGAGGGAGGAGGAGGUUGCGAGGAUGAAGGAAUGGAUGGACAGAAGCGACGAGAGGUUGAUCUUGCAAACUACAGAGACGCAAAACCUUCAGAGAAUGCUCAAUGUGAUCCAGGAGCAGGUAGGUGAGGAGAAGAGAAAACGGGGGGAGGCGGAGAGAAGGGAGUCGGUGCUGAAAGACGAGAUUGAGAAGCAAAUCAAGAGGGCAAGAGAUUUGGAGGAAUCGCUGCAGAUGCAGCUCACUGCUGAAACCCAGCGAGCAGCAGAGCUAGAGUCCAUGUUGAAUGCUGAGCGGGCAUCUAAAUCUGGCCGCGGUAGAACAGUGCGUUAUCUACGGAGGAGGAGAGUUGUGCGGGGGGGGAAGGUUGUGGCCGACGAGACGACAGAAACCGAUCGGCUGGUUGAUGCGGAUGGCCAGGAUAUGACUGGUUUCGAAACCUUAGACGCCUCACCCGCUAGAGGUCCUUUCAUCACUGAAGUAGAGACUUCAGCAAUUCAAGAAGCGAAAGGCGGCUUUCAAAGCAUGCUUUUGGCGCAGGAGGAGGCAAAGAGCCCGGCGAAGGAAGGAGACAGGAAGACAGAAGGCCGCCGCCACUCUCCGCAUUUUUUUGAGUUAGGCCAGAGUAGCAAAGAGUGUCCUGGCGACCUUGCCAGAGCUGAAAUCAUUAAAGCCUCACCGCGAUUGGCGGCAGAAUCGCCUGACCCCAGCUGUUUGUCACAUUCUGAGGGCCGACAGUCCCGGCAUUUUUUAGAGUGUGGCCAGAGUAGCAAAGAGCCUCCUGACGAGCCUAUGAGAUUGCUCGAAGACGAAGAUCGACUUACGGUGGAUGGUGACGACAUACAACGUAAGGUGAUAUGCUGCCAUUGCCAGCUCGUGGAGAACAUGGGCAAAAGCGAUAGCCUGGUGGCCGUUGACCCGCAGGAGGAACAGAAGCAGCUCGAACAGUUGGCACGGGACAGAGAUGAGUGGAAACGAAUGUCCAGAGAGACAGAAGAAGCCUUGAAUAGAUGCUUGUGCAGGAGAAGCCAACUGGAGGAGGAGAGAGCGAGACAGAGGGAAGAGGUGGAACGAAAGCUGAAGGAAAAGGAGGAAGAACUGUACAGCACAAAUCUUGCGAGGGAGAGAGAAAGGAUGGAAAGAGAACAGGAGCAGAAGGAUAGACAGAGGGAAACGGAGGAGCUAAGAAGGAAGAUCAUGGAGAUGGAGGAGGAGCUUGCGAAGGAGAGGGAUAGAAGGGAGGCAGAGGAACAGGAGAGGCAGUUGAGAGAGUCAGAGAGCAUGAGGGAGAGGGAGGAGUUGGAGAGAAAAUUGAAGUGGAAGGAUGAGGAGCUCGAGAAGAGUAUGAGGGAGAGGGAGGUCCUCGAGAAAAAGGUAAAGGAGAAACAGGAAGAGUUUCAAGAACAGCUUAGGGAGAGGGAGGAGCAGGUAAAGAAGGUACAGGAGCAGAGUGUAUGGGUGAGAGAGACUCUUGAGACGCAGCACACGGAAAGAGAGGAGGAGAUGGUGAAGAUACGAUCGCAGAUGGAGAGGAGUGAGGAGAGGUUGGUCUUGCAAACCACGGAGUUACAAAACCUUGAGAGAAGGAUAAAGAGAAUGCAAGAGGAGGCCGAUGAAGAGGAGGGAAAGCGGAACGACACAGAAAUGAUGGUGUCCGCACUGAAAUGCAAGGUCGAAGAGCGGAGUGGAAGGGCUAGAGAUUUAGAGGAGGAAAUCGAGAAGCUGAAGGAGAGAAUGGUGUGGGAGAGAGAGAUCCUCGAGCAACAGCUUAGGGAGAGGGAGGAGGAGGUUGUGAGGAUGAAGGAAUGGAUGGAGAGCAGUGAGAAGGAGAGGUUGACUCUGGAAACCGCAGAGAUUCAAAGCCUUCAAAGAAUGCUAAAGAGGAUGGAGGAGCAGGUAGAUGAAGAGGAGAGAAAGCGGAAAGACGCCGAAACCAGGGAGUUCACACUGAAAGCGGUGGUUGACGAGCGAAGCGAUAGAGUGAGGGAUUUGGAGGCAGACGUUGAUAAUGCAAAGGGGAGAAGCUGGCAGGAGAGAGAGGAGUUUGAGAGACGUCUUAGGGAGAGGGAGGGAGAGGUUUUGAGGAUGAAGGAAGAAGUGGAGAACCGGGAAAAGGACAGACUAGCACUGGAAACUGCAGAGAUCCAAAGUCUCCAGAGAAUGCUAAAGAGGCUGGAGGAGCAGGUAGAUGAAGAGGAGAGAAAGCGGAAAGAUGCAGAAGCAAGGGAGGCUGCACUGAAAGCCGAGGUUGAGGAGCAAAGCGAUAGAGUGAGGGAUUUGCAGGCAGAGGUCGAGAAUGCCCGGCAGGGGAGAGAGGAUUUUGAGAGGCGGCUUAGGGAGAGGGAGGAAGGGGUUGUGAGGAUGAGGGAAGAGAUGGAGAACCGGGAAAAGGAGAGACUAGCACUGGAAACUGCAGAGAUCCAAAGCCUCCAGAGAAUGCUAAAGAGGCUGGAGGAGCAGGUAGAGGAGGAGGAGAGAAAGCGGAAAGAUGCAGAAACAAGGGAGUCUGCACUGAAAACCGAGGUUGAGGAGCGAAGCGAUAGGGUGAGGGAUUUGCAGUCAGAGGUCGAGAAUGCCCGGCAGGAGAGAGAGGAUUUUGAGAGACGGCUUAGGGAGAGGGAGGAGGAGGUAGUGAGGGUGAAGGAAUGGAUGGAGAACCAGGAAAAGGAUAGGGUCGCUCUGGAAACCGCAGAGAUCCAAAGCCUUCAGAGAAUGCUAAAAAGGCUGGAGGAGCAGGUAGAUGAAGAGGAGAGAAAGCAAAAAGAUGCAGAAACAAGGGAGUCUGCACUGAAAGCCGAGGUUGAGGAGCGAAGCGGUAGGGUGAGGGAUUUGCAGGCAGAGGUCGAGAAUGCCCAGCAGGAGAGAAAGGAUUUUGAGAGACGGCUUAGGGAGAGGGAGGAAGGGGUUGUGAGGAUGAAGGGAGAGAUGGAGAACCGGGAAAAGGAGAGACUCGCUCUGGAAACUGCAGAGAUACAAAGCCUCCAGAGAAUGCUAAAGAGGCUGGAGGAUCAGGUAGAUGAAGAGGAGAGAAAGCGGAAAGAUGCAGAAACAAGGGAGUCUGCACUGGCAGCCGAGAUUGAGGAGCGAAGCAAUAGGGUGAGGGAUUUGCAGGCAGAGGUCGAGAAUGCCAAGCAGCAGAGAGAGGAUUUUGAGAGACGGCUUAGGGAGAGGGAGGAGGAGGUUAUGAGGGUGAAGGAAGAGAUGGAGAACCAGGAAAAGGAGAGGGCCACUCUGGAAACCGCAGAGAUCCAAAGCCUUCAGAGAAUGCUAAAAAGGCUGGAGGAGCAGGUAGAUGAAGAGGAGAGAAAGCGAAAAGAUGCAGAAACAMGGGAGUCUGCACUGAAAACCGAGGUUGAGGAGCGAAGCGGUAGGGUGAGGGAUUUGCAGGCAGAGGUCGAGAAUGCCCGGCAGGWGAGAGAGGAUUUUGAGAGACGGCUUAGGGAGAGGGAGGAAGGGGUUGUGAGGAUGAAGGAAGAGAUGGAGAACCGGGAAAAGGAGAGACUCGCUCUGGAAACUGCNAAAAAAAAAAAAAAAAAAACAAUUCUAAAAAAAAUCUGAAAAACAUAUAUGUAAUGUAAAAUAACAAUACAAGCAACUUUUGCCUUGGAGUCAUGUUCAAAUUUGUAGCCAAUCAUGAGUGAAAAAUCAAAAACCGAAAAAAAAUAAAUAAAAUGUUUUUUUUUUACGAAAAAAAAAAUGUUCGCCCGGAUAUGUUCGCGAGCCGUUCGCGCGAACAUGAAGGGGUGCGAACAUGUUCGCCGUGCUCCGCAGGAUCUAACAAAACACUUAUUCGCGU